AUGUCACUGAUGGAAGGCGCUUACUCGAUGCCAACGCAACGGUUGCAACCCGUGAUGGGCGCCGAUCGAACCCCGCUCGUGCUCGUCGCAUGCGGAUCCUUCUCCCCCUUGACGUUCUUGCAUUUGCGCAUGUUCGAGGUGGGUGCUACUCUUACUUCUGGUGGGAUUACUGGGUCGAGGUGUCUGGGUACUGCGAUAGAAUGGUAGGGUGGUGCAGCGCGGGAUCGCACUGCCCCGCUUCGGUCGCCGUCGAACGGAGAUCGCGUGAUUUGACUCUUUGCCCGCUCCCCUCGGUCAAGUGACUCUUUGCCGGGUGUGAAACGCGUGAUCGUUUUCACCGCGUCGCCAUAACGGAGUGCAACUUUUGAAAAACACAUGCUGAACCCAUUAAACACUUUGACUACAGAUGGCUAGAGACCACGCCCAUUUUCACACCAACUUUAGCGUCAUCGGCGGAUACCUCUCCCCCGUGAACGACGCCUACGCCAAACCAGGCCUCGCCUCCGCCUUGGACCGCGUCAACAUGUGCGACCUCGCCGUCAGGGACACGUCCGAAUGGAUCAUGGUCGACCCUUGGGAAGCGCGACAACCGACCUACCUCCCCACCGCGCAGGUGUUGGAUCAUUUCGAUCACGAGCUGAACACCGUUCGAGGAGGCGCGGAUUGCUUGAUCGUCGAUCCGGUCACGGGUUUGACCAAGGUCGAGAAGAGGAGGGUGAGGAUCAUGCUUCUUGCGGGAAGUGAUUUGAUCUUGACCAUGUCCGAACCGGGCGUAUGGGCCGAAAAGGAUGUAAGUUCGCGUGCCGAAGGCGCGGUCAGAGAAUUAUGCACCUGAAUUGACCCUUACCCCCCUUCCCAACCAGCUGCACCAUAUCCUCGGUCGUUACGGCUGCUACAUCAUCGAACGCUCCGAAUCCGAAAUCGACAAGUCCAUCUUCUCCUCCUCGUCCGUUCACUCGCGAUCCCCGCUCGCCUUGUACAGGGACAACAUCCACAUGGUCGACCAACUCGUACGCAACGACGUAUCGUCGACCAAGGUGCGCAUGUUCUUGAGGAAGGGCAUGUCGGUCGAAUAUUUGAUACCCGGGGUCGUGAUCAAGUAUAUUCAGAGGCAUGGGCUGUAUAGGGCUUCGGAUAGGGUGAGGGUGGAGCCGAAUAGGAGUGGGCAAGAGGUUGGUGCGGGAGGGGAGCGGGAGGGGAGGGAGAGGGAGGUCGAGGCGGAGAGGGAACGAGAGAGGGCUAGAGAGAGGGAGAGGACACGGAGGGAAGAGGAUGGUUUGGCGGAGAGGAGAGAUCGAUGA
This is a messenger RNA of Microbotryum saponariae, 1301 nucleotides long. NCBI's taxonomy places the organism in Eukaryota, Fungi, Basidiomycota, Microbotryomycetes, Microbotryales, Microbotryaceae. The record is from the annotation of a GenBank genome assembly.